GCGAACAUUUCUCAGCGUGUACAGAACAGCUAACAGCACCUUCACAUGUGAUUAUCCAGAUGUUUACGAGUCCCACAUAAAGUUCUUCUGUAAAAAGAAACGUUUUACCUGUGAGGACAUUUUAUCAACGCCAAAAGGGACGUUUACUCUCACAGGCAGCAGCCGUGCCUUGAACAUUUCCAUCAGUCAUGUGAACUCACAGGAUGCUGGUGAUUACUGGUGUGGAGUAAAAUCAAAUGAUGGAAGUUACAGAUUAUCACACACACAAGUACACCUGAAAGUUAUAGAUAUUGAACCUUUGCCAUCAACUAUUGGGCAGAACUUCACAUACCAGUGUAAGUACAACCGGGAUGCCUCCUCAUGUAUAAAAUUCAUCUGCAAAGGAGAAGAUUCAACUGUAUGCAAACAGCUAGUAACCAGCACAGAGCCUGACGUGAACCAGAGAUUUAUAAUGAAAGAGAACAACGGGAGUAUCACCAUUACAGUGAGAGAAGUAACAGCAAACGAUAGUGGGAUAUACUGGUGUGGAGCAAGAGUCCCUCACAAACACAAUCAAACACAUGACGACUUCUUUGAUGGAUUUAAUUUGACUGUAGGUCUGAACCAAGGAAGUAUUCUCCAUCCACAUGAGAAUAAGAAUUUUGUCGUCGUGUUGACCGUCUGUAUGGCUUUUCUGCUGCCAGUGCUGCUGAUGGUUGUGAUAGUUUUGAUCCUUAUUUACAAACGCCUUUCAUCUUCAAAGGAUACAGGAAGUGAAGCAACAGCACAGUAUAUCAAAGAGGACAAUAUCUAUGAAGAAAUAGAGGAGCAUUUCCAGAGUCCAGGCUCAGAAUAUGCCACAAACACAGUUUAUCUCACCGUCGAUCAUCCUACAAACCAUCCUGCCUCACUCCAUUACUCCACCAUCAACUUUCCGAUCAGCUCUGACAUAGCUGCUGCUGAGACACUGAUCCUCACACCCAGCUCAUCGGCCUGCAAAUAUUCGACUGUGAAGCACAGCACGAGUCUGACUACGUCGACUGCCACACACCCACCCAGACCUCCACAGGAGCCUCUCUACUCAAAAGUCAACAAGUUGAAGCCAAGACAGAAAUAAGACUCUCAGUGAUGCGAUCCACUCCUGUCAACCUCAAACCCACCUCAGCUGGAGCCAUCCAAACCUCAGUCUACAUCCUCACCACCACCACCUGGACUCUGGUGGGUCCUGUCCUAAAACUGCUGGGAUUGUGUUCUGCCAUGAUGAGCUGCUGGAGUCUGACUGCCAAAUACAAUCAUUUCUCUAUGUCAGUAAAUCAUGUUCUUUUAAGUGAACUCUCCUUAUUGAAACACUUUUGAGACACAUCCCUGGUGUCCUUUUAACAACCCCACAGACUGCAGUGAUGGGUUACUUUUUUCAAGCAGCUGCGCGCGCUCCCGCGGACGGUAAUCACGAUCACUGUCUAACACA
Maylandia zebra (zebra mbuna) is the source of this 1447-nucleotide messenger RNA. The record is from RefSeq and is a predicted model, not a curated record. Lineage: Eukaryota; Metazoa; Chordata; Actinopteri; Cichliformes; Cichlidae.